This is a messenger RNA of Cryptomeria japonica (Japanese cedar), 767 nucleotides long. Its product is annotated as zinc finger protein 1. The record is from RefSeq and is a predicted model, not a curated record. Lineage: Eukaryota; Viridiplantae; Streptophyta; Pinopsida; Cupressales; Cupressaceae. Gene Ontology annotation, molecular function: DNA-binding transcription factor activity. The transcript has a single exon. The coding region runs from base 96 to 692 and encodes 198 amino acids. Gene Ontology annotation, biological process: trichome morphogenesis; response to gibberellin; trichome differentiation.
UCCCAACUCUCCAACAUUCCACAUCGCCACCUGCUCCCUCCCAAUAUAUUAACAUCACUACUACUCAAUCCUACAUAGCACAAUUAGCGUACAGAAUGGGAGAAGUGAGAGAAUUCGGCAGAAAAAGAAUGGUGCCGGUGCCUCCCAUGGCCGUCCAUGCUUUUUCUCAACUUCCCUUCAGCAGAUCCUUCGACCCAGAUGGCCUUUUGUAUCGAUCACGGGGAAGCCAAGUGGAGAAAUCUGUCAGAAUCUUCGGCAUACAAAUCGAGAAAGAGAAGGUUUCUUCUGAACUGAAAUUCGAAUGCCGAUUCUGCUGCAGGGUUUUUCCGACCUCCCAGGCUCUGGGAGGCCACCAGAAUGCCCACAAACGGGAAAGGCGUGAAGUGAAAAGGGUUUUCCGGACGCCCGGAAGUGAUGAUAUUGGUGCAAGUUUUGAGCUUUUUGGUCGGCCUCAGUUGCCCUUUACUUUAGAUCAGUGUGAGUCUGCUGUUUAUUCGUGUAAGAAGGGAAGAGAAGGAAAUGAGAAGUCAUUUGGUGGAGGAUCUGUGCACCGGUUUUUUGGGGAGAGAAGUGCGGAAGAGAAAAUUGGUUCAGAAAGUUCUGAGGGUGUUGAGAAGGAUGGGUGUGUCGACCUGCGCCUCAGGCUCGGUACUAAUACCAGUUCAGAUAUCUUGAAUACAGAUAUUUGUUGAAUAUUGAGAUAUAUGUAUAGAGUGUUUUAUCUUAUUUAAUGAGAGGUUUCAGAUCUCAGAACAAAUUGGAGUUCA